Molecule: messenger RNA, 1704 nt
Organism: Trichoderma atroviride IMI 206040
Lineage: Eukaryota; Fungi; Ascomycota; Sordariomycetes; Hypocreales; Hypocreaceae
Source: RefSeq, a predicted model, not a curated record
AUGGUUGCCGCGAAUGCAAGCAGCGACAUAUCCGCUGCGACGAACAGAAGCCUUAUUGGGCCGAACAUGCGGCUCAGAACUACGCUCUCAAACGCUGUGUCAGAUCCUAUGGGACUGGAUCUAUUCGAAGUUUUACCUAUCCCUAUGCCGUUUGAAUCGAUGAAACUGCUUCAUCAUGGUCGGUGCAUCUGGUAUACUUACGACAUCAGGAAAUGGGCUAAAGUUGUGGCCAAAAAUCCCAAUGCUAGCCUAGCUGGUCUUGUCACGCAUAAUGCAGCCACAUUCAGGUCCUUCUUACUCAUAGCCGGUAUACACCAUGUCUGGGCCGGUGGUUCGCUCCAAGCAAUCGAAGAGACGAUGCUUCAUCACAAGCUCGAGUCAAUCCGCAUUGUCAACGGCAUGAUUGGUGAUCCUGUACUGAGCCAAAGCGAUACAUGCAUAUCCGCAAUGGUCGGCCUGGCCAUGGUUGAGGCAGCGUUGGGCGAUACGAAAGCUGCAGAGGCUCAUUUAAAAGCUUUGGCCCGGCUAUACGAUGAUCACCAUCCGGAAGGGGACAGGCAUAGGCUGUUCGGGCUGAUUGAAAGACUUGUUCUGUUGGCAGCCAGCCUAGUUGCAGCAUCCAAGGACGGAAACGACGACGAGUCUCAUUAUUUUGUCAACGAGCCGCGCGAGAAUCCAGAGCGGGCGUAUCAUUUCACACGGCCAACACGGCCGGUGUUCAGCGCUGUUCCAUUCCUUAGUCUCCAUCUAUCGCCUUUUUACUACUCAACUCCGCCGGAUCUUGAAGCUUGUAACGCCGAUGCCGAAUGUGAGAUUAUUGCAACAACCUUGCGGCGAUUGUCUCGCUUUGAUCCGAAUCAGAGGGCUCAGCGUGGCGAGGAAGAAAAUACAACAUCGUCUAGUCAACAAAAGGCCCGAGACAUUCUUCGGGAAGACGCAGAAUCCUACACUGUCUCGUUACUUUUCAAGCCUGCCAGACCUACACGAGACGAUAGAAGCGAUCACAGCCAAAGUCAGACGCGAAACCCGAGACCCAGCUCGCAGCUUCAGGAAGAGGAUCUUGAGGAACUUGAGGAUGCCGACGACCAGUUUGUCAGCUUUUUAGAGCACCCCUUUGCAAAUCUCCCGUCUGCCAUCUUCCCAUCUACGUCGCGAGCUUGGGCAUGCGCUGCAUAUCUCUAUCUUCAUUUGAUUGUAGAUUGCCUCCCGCAGCAGCAGCAUCAUGCUCAAGAGCCAGUUCAUAUAGACAAAUAUCUGUGGCGCUGGCUUAUCAGCAGUUUGCGCCAAGAUCUCGAUCAUACAGAAGAAGCGAUGCGCAUCGGAGCACAUAGUUCAGAGUUGUGGCUAUGGAAAACCAUGCUUGGCGCUUAUGCAAUGGCCAAGAAUCCCCAAGAGACAUCUGAUGAAGCGAGCAGCGACGGUGAGGACGAGAGUGAUGACGAAAAUCCCCCCACGACCACUAUGGUGACUAGCCCAGGAGCACGAUCAAGUGGACGAUCAAGCCGAGCAUCUUCUUCAAGCGACAUUGCAGACAUGCAAUGGUUUACUUCAAAGAUAAGGCUAUGGAGCUCUGUGAUCCAUACAACGUCAUGGGAUGGCGCAAAAAAGGCGCUGAGCCGCAUCGCAUGGCCUGAAAAGUUUUACGACGAUGACCGUUUGGCCGGUUUGUGGGAUGAAGCUAUGGAAUCAGCAAACCCGGAGUGA